AUGGCCACUGGAGCAGCUUACAUGAUGUUUAGGUGUGUCUUUGAGGGAAGCUUAUCAAUGUGCGACAUGGAUACCGAGCGGAGACCAUAUCAUCGCAAUUGCACAUGCGCACUGCACAAACAGAAAGGCACCGGCUCAAAUGCUAUUUCACAUAGGCGGACUAUUUCAUUCCAAAAUAAAGAAUUAUGGAAUAAAUGUUCCUUAAUAUCCAUAUCAGCUUCGACCACCUCUUCUUCAUCUUCUUGUGAUGGCAACCCAUCAGCUAGGAGUAGGGAGUGCAGCAAUGAGACUCCAGGUAGGUUGUAG
Molecule: messenger RNA, 306 nt
Organism: Fraxinus pennsylvanica
Lineage: Eukaryota; Viridiplantae; Streptophyta; Magnoliopsida; Lamiales; Oleaceae
Source: the annotation of a GenBank genome assembly